AUGCCGGCAAAUGGUGUCGAGAGAAUGGCAUUCGGAACGGGGGUGAUCGCUGCCGCAGCCGGUGCAAUGGAACCCCGACUUACGUCCCCUCCGGUCCCAUCAAUCGCGCUCUGCUUGGAGCCGGUGGAUCUCUUCUUCCUCAUCGUCGGUGUCGGAGUGGGAGUCGCCGUCGCCGUGAUGGGUGGUCAUUUCUCGGUGGCUGGUCUCUGUGGGCCUUGUCGGUGCUGGGGUUGCUUUGUUGGUCGCUGGUCGCUCCGUUGCAUUUACCUGCCUCAUCCGGGCCGCCGACUUGCGGGUGGCUUCGGAUGCAGUCACCUCAGCGAGGGUGUCGGCGAGGGAGAUGUCGCCCUUGGCCAUCAGCCGGCUUUGCAACACGGGGUCUCUGAGCCCGAGGACGACUCAGUCGUAACUCAGGAUUUGGAGAAUGUUAAUAUAGAACACCUGACAUCUUUUCUCCCUGUCGGUGAUACAUUUCAAAGUUCAUCAAUCAAGAACUCGAAGCUUUCGUACUUGACACUGAUUCCUCCUCCUCCUUUUGAACAGACCAUCCCCAGCCUGAAACCGGGUAGCCACUCCAGCCUCAGCAGCCUUCCCAAGCACAGCCCCAAUGGCAACAGCCCAGUGUCAGCCGGUGCUCUCCAGACUCCAGAGUACCCAUGGAUGAAAGAGAAAAAAGCACCCAAGAAAAACUCCCUGCUGCCGCCUGUCUCAGCCUCCGUCCCUGGACAAGCUUGUCUGAGUCACAAAGAAUCUCUGGAGAUCUCUGAAAAUGCUAAUGGGGGCUCCAGGAGACUAAGAACUGCUUAUACCAACACGCAACUUUUGGAGCUGGAGAAGGAAUUUCAUUUCAACAAGUACCUGUGUAGACCAAGGAGGGUGGAGAUCGCUGCUCUCCUAGAUCUGACAGAGAGGCAAGUCAAAGUCUGGUUUCAAAACAGGCGAAUGAAGCACAAGAGACAGACCCAGUGCAAGGAGAAUCAGAAUAGCAAAGGGAAAUGCAAAGGUUUGGGGGACCCCGAGAAAACCGAAAAGGAGAAAUCUCUUUUUGAGCAAGCCCUCAACGAAGUCUCAGGGGCUCUUUUGGACAGGGAAAGGUACCCUUUUCAACAGAAUGCCCUGGAUCAGGUGCCUCCAAGCCUCCACAACAGAGAGUCCCAAACUUUUCCAGGUUUGACUUUAACUAGCAAUGAGAAAAAUCUCAAACAUUUUCAGCACCAGUCACCCACUGUUCCCAAUUGCCUCUCAACAAUGGGCCAGAACUGUGCAGCUGCCCUGAACAAUGACAGUCCGGAGGCCCUGGAAGCCUCUUCUUUGCAGGACUUCAGCGUUUUCUCUGCAGAUUCCUGCAUACAGCUUUCUGACGUCUCCCCCAGUUUGCCACCAUCCCUCGACAGUCCUGUAGAUAUUUCAGCUGACAACUUUGAUUUUUUCACAGAUACAUUCACCACAAUUGACUUGCAGCACCUGAAUUAUUGA
Molecule: messenger RNA, 1476 nt
Organism: Pseudonaja textilis
Lineage: Eukaryota; Metazoa; Chordata; Lepidosauria; Squamata; Elapidae
Source: RefSeq, a predicted model, not a curated record